Molecule: messenger RNA, 1583 nt
Organism: Saimiri boliviensis boliviensis (Bolivian squirrel monkey)
Lineage: Eukaryota; Metazoa; Chordata; Mammalia; Primates; Cebidae
Gene: MAL
Product: mal, T cell differentiation protein (MAL blood group)
Biological process (GO): myelination
Cellular component (GO): membrane
Molecular function (GO): structural constituent of myelin sheath
Source: RefSeq, a predicted model, not a curated record
GGGGCCGGUCCCAGCCCCCACGGUAGACCCCAGCCUGAGGCGGCGGUCCCAUUCGGCCAGGAAACCUCCUGGAUGUGCGGGUAGCGCAUAUUAAUGCAUCCAGCGGAAGGAUGAAGGAGACCCAACUUCAAAGUUAAAGCACUGGUGACCGGAGGGGUGCCUCGGUGGGAAGGUUUGGGGUCUUGGUUACUGAUGGUUAUCAUUCUUAGAAGAUGCUGGUCACCUACCAAGCUAGAAAAGCAUGAGGAGCGCCUGACCAAAGUGCUUUUGCCCUUCUUCGCGCAAGAGGUGGUACCCAGGGCUGGAACGCAGGAGUCAGGGCCACCGUCUUCAGCUCUGCAGCCGGCAGCGCGCCCUCGAAGUGGUUCAGGGCGGUGCCCGCGGUGCUCGGGCCGAGUCUCCGGGGUACGGAGGGGCGGGCUGGGCGGCGGCCGGAGCUCCUCCCACUUCUGCCCCGGGCUCCCCUACUCUUAACCCGCGCGUGGGGGCGCCCAGGCCACUAGGCUCCGAGGAGCAAGCGAGAGGUCUGCGCCGAGCCUGAGCGGCGCGCGUCCAGUCCCGAGGCCGACGCCAGCACGCCGGCAUGGCCCCCGCAGCGGCGUCGGGGGGCAGCACCCUGCCCAGUGGCUUUUCGGUCUUCACUACCUUCCCUGACUUGCUCUUCAUCUUUGAGUUUGUCUUUGGGGGCCUGGUGUGGAUCCUGGUUGCCUCCUCCCUAGUGCCCUGGCCCCUGGUCCAGGGCUGGGUGAUGUUCGUGUCUGUGUUCUGCUUCGUGGCCACCACCACCUUGAUUGUCCUGUACAUAAUUGGAGCCCACGGUGGGGAGACUUCCUGGGUCACCUUGGAUGCAGCCUACCACUGCACCGCUGCCCUCUUUUACCUCAGCGCCUCAGUCCUGGAGGCCCUGGCCACCAUCACGAUGCAAGAAGGCUUCACCUUCAGGCACUACCACGAAAACAUCGCUGCCGUGGUGUUCUCCUACGUAGCCACGCUGCUCUACGUGGUCCACGCGGUGUUCUCUUUAAUCAGAUGGAAGUCUUCAUAAAGCCGCAGCAGAACUUGAGCUGAAAACCCAGAUGGUGUUAACUGCUCGCCCCACCUUCCAGCAUAACUUUUUAAAAAACAGAAAUGCCCUUGAUGGUGGAAAAAAGAAAACAACCCCCCGCCCCAAAAAAAAAAAAAAAAAAACCUGCCCUGUUGCUUGCGGGUGCCGUGUGGACUCUCCCGUGUGCCUUCGAGUCCGGGUUGGGAGCUUGCUGUGUCUAACCUCCGACUGCUGCGCUGUCUGCUAGGUCACCUCCUGUUUGUGAAAGGGGACCUUCUUGUUCGGGGGUGGGAAGUGGGGACCAUGACCUAAGAAGGAAACAAAGAUCCCCUGCUGACCCCUGGACCAGCUCUUGAGAAGGGCCAUCUGGAAUUUUCCACAGGCUCUCCUGAGCGCCCCAUCUUGUGGCAUGUUUUAAGUCUUCAUGGAUGUCUGCGUGUCAUGGGGACUAAAACUCACUCAACAGAUCUUUCCAAAUAUCCAUGGUGGAAGAUGAUAACCCUUUGAAAUACUUUAUAAAGUGUCUUUAUGUUCAAUA